UCACCCCGCCCUAUCCCCCCAUCCCCGGCGGCAACAAGCUCCCGCCGCUGCAGGAGCGGUACCGAGCCGAUGUCGAGUGGGUGCGCUCCACUGGGCGCGGCCCCGAGCCCGCCAUCGUCUGGGGGCGCCCCUGGUCCAUCACACCCAUGGCGCAGGACCCGCUGCAGGACGGGGAAGUGGCCAGCCUGCCGCCGGGGGCGCCCUGGGUCAGCCGGCUGCCGAAGGACGCCGUCGCAGGGGGGCUGUGA
Molecule: messenger RNA, 248 nt
Organism: Monoraphidium neglectum
Lineage: Eukaryota; Viridiplantae; Chlorophyta; Chlorophyceae; Sphaeropleales; Selenastraceae
Exons: 1
Source: RefSeq, a predicted model, not a curated record